AUGGAUAAGAAAUGGAAAAUUAUAUUAUCUACUUUAACCUGUUGCACAGUUUCGUUCCUAGUAUUGGCCAUUAUUAUUCCUUUCGUUUUACUAAGUGUAAUUAAGAGUUAAGCCCAAGAUGAAGCAAUUAUGUCAUCAAGCAAUUACGCACUAUGGGGAGAGAUACCGGGAGAUACCCAAACUUAUUUAACGAGGGAUUUCACUUUCUUCUAAUUUACGAAUCCUUAUGACGUAAUGUUUAGAGGGAAAAAACCAAUUUUGGUUGAGAAAGGUCCGUAUACAUAUUAGGAGAAGUAAAAUUUCACAGAUUAUACAUUCAACGACGACAAAAGCAUUGUGACAUUCCGUGCUUGGAUUCAGACUGUGGGGGAAAAAUAGAAUGAUAAAAUAACAUUCGCUAAUUUUGUUGCUUUAGGUGCAUGGCAUUAGCUUCAAAAUACAGAACCAGCAAUGAUGGCCUUAUAAGUGUUCAGUUCGUUUUAUUUUGAAUUGAAAAAAUUCUUUUACCCAACCAUGAUUGCUUAAGCAGUUAUAUCUAGUUUUUUGAAUGAGGAUACAGCGAAGAAGACAGUGUUGCUUGGUUUAUCAAAUGAGAAAUAAAAUCUAAUUUGGUUCGAUUAGGAGUUUGGAAUGGCCAAUAGCACCGCAUUCGUGAACUGGGUGUAAGUCGCUAAGAAAUACACUGAUGAUUCAUUUCUAAGAAACUACUUUUAAUUAUCUUAAUCUCAGAUGAAUAGCAUUAAGAGAUAAUUGGCCCCACUGAUCCAAGGUGCAGAAGGAAGCAUUAAAUAGCUAUUCUGCAAAAAAUCUCCAACCGAAGAGUGCUUCGAUGCUUAUUUAUGUGCGAAAUAAUGGGCUACUCAAAGCAUCACAAAUGAUCCAGAUGCUGGCACAACUCCAGUCCCUAGUGUUAUCACUGGUAAUACUACCAGUCACGGUUACCCUGAGCUCAGUUAUUUCUAUACAGAAUACUUUUUAAAAGUUAUAGAACCAACAAAUGAAAAGUAUAAGAAUCUAAAGUUUACUACUGAAUGGGCCUUGGAAUUACUUAGACAUUAUGAGUAUUACUCAGUUGAAGAUCCUAAAUACUAUACAGAUUCACAUUUAUUAUUACAUAUUGGGAACUUGAGAUUCUUAUAUGAAGAAGGAAAUCAAUAUGAUAAAACUAAAAAGGAGGAUCAUUUAACCAAAAUACAAAACAGAUUCAAACUUGAAUCUAUCUAUCAUUCAAGAGUGUUUUAUGAGUAUAUAAAAUAUAUGGAAGAGGAAUUUGGAGUCUAGAAGUCAAUCAAUGGCACUAAAGGCAUAGCUGGAUUGGGAACUAUUGUAUCAUAGGCUCUUUAUGGAGAAAUGGCGAAUUUGAAUGAUAAUUUAUUUGAUUACGUGAUGUCAGAUUUGUUGAUUAAGAGAGUCACGAAAUGCGAAUAGGUGUUGGAAAAACUGGAUAAAAUUAAUGAUGCUUAGAAAGAGAAAUUUUGUAGUUUGGGUGAAUACAAGAAUUGGAAUUCAAAGUCGAUUAAUCAAUUGUUAUAUAUAUGCGAACAUUAGGAAAGUGUUUAUUGGGGAUAACUGUAAACUUUAACAGGAAUGACUAAUAUAUAAUUAAUACAAUUAUGUGAUGAAGAAGAGGAAGGAUUUGGUUAAGAAUUGAAGUUGGCAAACAAUAAGAUGAAGGCGAAGUAUGAUUGUAAAUUGGAAAGAUGCACGAAGUUCGAGAUUGGAGUCAAACAAUGGGCUUUUUCAAUGAUUUCAGAGAAUCCGAUAGACGAAUUGUAUAAAGCAAGUAAAACUAUGGGGGACAUAUAUCCAAUAUUUAAGAAAUUUGAAUAUACUUGGUUUUAAGCAGAAUUCAAGGACAUUUUUACGGAUAAGAAAUUAGAUUAUGACUUAGCAAGAUAUUUAUUGUCUUUUGAGUGUUUAUACAAUGGGUAAAUGAUUAGCAAUGCUUUUAUUCAUUUUGUGAAUGAUGAUAAGAAGUCAUUUCAGAAAAUUCUACCUUUUGAUGAUUACAACAUAUUGCAUUAUUUAAGAUAUGUUAUGAUUGAAUUGGGAUUGGAAGGAUUUGCAGAUACAAGGACAGUUGAUGAAAUUCUGUUUGGAUAUUGGCCGUAACUCACAGUUGCAAUUAAGGAAAUGAACCCUGCAAUGGGUGGUGAUCCAUCAACUCCAAUUACUGGAUUAAAUUUGAAUUUGCCAAGCGAAUUGAGUUAAUUAUAAAGUGUGUAUACUGGGAAGAAGGAUAUUUCAAAAGUAAGGAAGUACCAUUAGAUUGAAGGACUAGAUUACUUGAAUGUUAAAGUCCCUUUCUUUGAUGGAAAUUAAACAACCUUUAGAUAAUUCAACCCAUGGAAUAUUGAAGUGUCUUGCGAAUUAGGUACAGAUGCAUUCUCAUACGAACCUUAAUUGCCAGCAAGUGGUCACAUUGGAACUAUUAUUACCGAUAUUGUGAAGAAUAUUUAUUUGGAUUACAAUGAAACAAUUGAUUUUCACGGUCUAAAAGCUUACAGAUUCAGAAAUAAUAAACAUACAUUUGACAAAAAUCCAGAAUAUCAUAAUUACAAAUGGGAUGGACUAGAAAAUAUGACCACAAUUUAAAAUGCACCGAUCAUGAAUAGUCCCACUCAUUUUUAUAAUGGAGACAUUAAAUUACAGGAGAUGAUCGAAGUUUACAAACAUGAUAAUUUGACGGACAGAUAAUGGGCAAGUGAUUGGGAUGACUCAUACGUGAUUUAUGAACCAUUUACUGGAGUGGCUUUAUCGGCUAUGUUAAAUCUGAUGGUAAGUGUAGAGUACAAGCAGGAUGUGUUGUUCCCUUGUGAUAAUUAUGCUGUUUUGCCAGUUAUGUCGUUAACAAGAGGAGCCAAUUGGACAAGCGAAUAAAUUGAUGAAACCUUUGGCGAACUUAAAUCUGGUUUGAAGUUGAGAUGGACUUUGGCAAUCAUAUUUUAUGUUGUUGCAUUCCUAUUUCUGGUCUCUUCAAUAACAGUGUUUUACUACAAGUAUUGGGUACCAAAGAAGAUAAGAGUUCAAUAAGACGACGGGUCCUAUCAAAACUUAAGUUCUAUUGGAGAUCAGGAAGGCCAGAUUAAUCGGUCUGAACAUCAAGAGGCACAAAGGAAUCGCUGA
This is a messenger RNA of Paramecium tetraurelia, 3126 nucleotides long. RefSeq lists its product as uncharacterized. Gene Ontology annotation, molecular function: scavenger receptor activity. Gene Ontology annotation, cellular component: membrane; cytoplasm. The transcript is spliced from 3 exons. Lineage: Eukaryota; Ciliophora; Oligohymenophorea; Peniculida; Parameciidae. The record is from RefSeq and is a predicted model, not a curated record.